Messenger RNA from Hydra vulgaris (swiftwater hydra), 1496 nucleotides. Its product is annotated as probable acyl-CoA dehydrogenase 6. Gene Ontology annotation, molecular function: flavin adenine dinucleotide binding. Gene Ontology annotation, biological process: fatty acid beta-oxidation using acyl-CoA dehydrogenase; butyrate catabolic process. Gene Ontology annotation, cellular component: mitochondrion. The record is from RefSeq and is a predicted model, not a curated record. Lineage: Eukaryota; Metazoa; Cnidaria; Hydrozoa; Anthoathecata; Hydridae.
AAAAACUCACAGGCAGAUUAAAAAUACAUAAACAAUAAAAUAAAACAUUAAAAUGGGAGCUUUAAGAUUAUCAAAAAGAGUUAUACCGUUAUCAAAAAGAAGCUUAUGUCUAAUAACAAAAAAUACCUUUCAGACUAAAGCGAGCGAAGAAGGGAUAACUAAAAAAGUUAAACUAUUUGAAACACCUCUUGAGGUUUCUGAUAAUUUGUCUGACGAAAGUAUAUUUACGCCGGAACAUGUAGAAUUAAGACGAGCUUUACGGAAGUUAUUAGAAAAAGAGAUCAUUCCACAUGUCAAUGGCUGGGAAGAAGCAGGUGGUUUUCCUGCUCAUAAAGUAUUUAAAACAUUAGGCAGUGCUGGAUUUCUUGGUGUGAACAAACCAGUAAAAUAUGGAGGACUAGGAUUAGAUUUUUCAUUUACAAUGGCAGUGCACGAAGAAAUGGGUAAUAUUCCAUGUGGAGCUCUGCCUAUGGCAAUUGGUGUUCAGGCAGACAUGUGCACUCCUGCGCUUACAAACUUUGGGUCAGAUGAACUUAAAAAAUUGUUCCUUGCACCAAAUAUUGCUGGUGACAUUGUUGGAUGUCUUGGUGUUAGUGAGGUUGGAGCUGGUUCAGAUGUUUCUGCUAUUAAAACAACAGCUGUUAAAAGAGGAGAUGAUUAUGUGAUAAAUGGUGGAAAAAUGUGGACAACAAAUGGUGCUCAGGCAGAUUGGAUGUGUCUGUUAGCCAACACAAGUGAAGGUAAAAACCCACACCUGAAUAAGAGUCUUAUUUGUGUACCAAUGAAGACCAAGGGUAUUGUUGUGCAGCCACGAAUGAAAAAACUUGGAAUGCAUAGUUCCGAUACUGUUCAAAUAUUUUUUGAAGAUGUUGUUGUUCCUCAAAAGUAUCGGAUUGGUGAAGAAGGGCUCGGAUUUGUUUAUCAAAUGAAGCAAUUUCAAGAUGAACGUCUUGUUGGUUCUGUUAGUGCGCUGACAAUAUGUGAUCGAUGUAUAAGACAGACAGCAAACUAUUGUCACCAGAGGAAAGCGUUUGGUAAAACAUUACUUAGUAACCAAGUAAUUCAUUUCAAAUUAGCAGAAUUGCAAACUGAAGUGGAAAUGUUGCGAUCAACCAUAUACCGUGCAACAGACCUUUAUGUAAAAGGUAAGGAUGUCACUUACCUCGCAAGUAUGUGCAAGCUAAAAGCUGGUAGAUUGCUCAGAGAAGUUACGGAUGCUUGCUUGCAAUAUUGGGGCGGCAUGGGUUAUAUGGAAGGUGAAAUAAGCAGAGCGUUUAGAGACUCACGACUAGUAUCCAUAGGUGGUGGAGCAGAUGAAGUGAUGUUGUCAAUAAUUUGUAAAUAUAUGGACACGCUACCUAGCUCGCGAUAGAAGAAGAACGGAAACAUUUUAUAAGAAAUAAACUGUCUUCUAUUUUGUACUAUUACUGAAAAAUACUUUAAUAACCUUUAAUAAUCUUUAUAUCAUUGAUAUAUCAUUGUGUUAAUGCACCAUA